AUGGCACUCAAGGAUAUUACACUGAAGUCUCUCCCUCCAUCAGCCAGGCCCACUGUGGUCAUGUUUCUCAUUCUUAUACCAGCUGCGUGCAGUGCCAUCAAGCUGAAUUGUUCUCAGCCCAACCAACCAGCCCUGCUGGAGGCUCUGACUCCAGUCUUCAACCUGAGCUCCAUACGACCCGUCAUGAACAUGACCACCUGCACCAACAUCACCACAGACUUUACCAUUAUGGAUGAAAACACAGCCCCCUUUGUCCCGUAUGUGUAUCUGUAUAGCAACGGUCUAGUGCAUGAUGCUCAACCAGUCAGAGUUGUCAGCUCCUGUAACCUCGAUAUCUACACCUUCCCCUUCGAUGUACAGAACUGCACUAUGACUUUCGGCUCCUACAUCCACUUAGCAAUGGACAUGAAGAUUUUCCUUGGGAAAACUCCAGAGUAUAUCACAGAGUACUCCAAGGAGGUGAUGACCACCAUGGGGGAGUGGGAGCUGCUGGAUAUCACCACCCACAAAUACAACCAUAGCCUUAACGAUAGUGAUUACAUUGAUGAGAUUUCAUUUCAUAUCAGAAUUAGACGCCGGGCCACCCUCUAUGUGGUGAACCUGCUGAUCCCCAGCUGCUUCCUCAUCACAGUGGACCUCUUCAGCUUCCUGCUGCCUCCCCAGACUGUGGACCGGUCCACCUUCAAGAUGACCCUCAUCCUGGGCUACACCGUCUUCCUGCUCAUCAUGAAUGACCUGCUGCCGAUUACCGGAAACACCAUACCUCUCAUAAAUGUGUUCUUCUCUGUCUGCCUGGCUCUGAUGGUGGCAAGUCUACUGGAGACUAUCCUCAUCACCAACCUGCUGUGUGGCUCUGCUGACUUCUCUCCCGUUCCUCGCUGGAUCCAAGUGCUUGUUCUGCAAAUUUUGGGCCGCCUCAUUUGCCUGCCUCAGAAGACUAAAGAACUAAGAGAUUCAGAUAUGAAACAGAACGCCGUGGUGGCACAGCAAAAAGCUGAUGACGGGUUUCGAGAGGAGCCAGCGGUGGAGAACAAGGCCCUGCAGGAGCUGAGGAGCCUGGGCAGAGACCUCCAGGCCAUCCGCCUUCAGGUGGAGCAGCAGCUGGGUGGAAGCCAGAGCUUGGAGGAGUGGAUCCAGGUGGGUUUCAUCAUAGACCGCCUGCUGUUCGGCCUCUACAUCCUCUUCAUAUCAGUCAGCUUCUUUACCAUCAUCAUUAUCUGGGUAAACUCAUACAGUUAGUAGACAACUGCUGUCUGUUUUAAUGGGCUCCAUUCA
Messenger RNA from Perca flavescens (yellow perch), 1275 nucleotides. Its product is annotated as 5-hydroxytryptamine receptor 3A-like. Gene Ontology annotation, molecular function: transmembrane signaling receptor activity; extracellular ligand-gated monoatomic ion channel activity. Gene Ontology annotation, biological process: monoatomic ion transmembrane transport. Gene Ontology annotation, cellular component: membrane. Bases 1 to 1239 code for a protein of 412 amino acids. The transcript is spliced from 8 exons. The record is from RefSeq and is a predicted model, not a curated record. NCBI's taxonomy places the organism in Eukaryota, Metazoa, Chordata, Actinopteri, Perciformes, Percidae.